Messenger RNA from Coturnix japonica (Japanese quail), 11697 nucleotides. RefSeq names its product fucosyltransferase 9 (gene FUT9). NCBI's taxonomy places the organism in Eukaryota, Metazoa, Chordata, Aves, Galliformes, Phasianidae. Gene Ontology annotation, cellular component: membrane. The record is from RefSeq and is a predicted model, not a curated record. Gene Ontology annotation, molecular function: alpha-(1->3)-fucosyltransferase activity.
UCAUUAGAUAGUGAUUCUAAAAUGCAGACAGGAUGCGCGUAUCUACCACCUUACACUCUGCUUUUACUGGUUAAAAUUACACAGUUCAGCCUAGAUGGGGUGUAGAACAUUUCCAAUUUAAUCAUGUUUCAUAAUUAAUUACCAUGACAAUAUAUCUAUGCAAAGUCCACAGAGCUGGUUAAACACAGACAGGUGUGACAGCGUACUUCCUCAACACGUCCAUUUUGCAGAAUCCUUGUUCAAGCAGUAGCCAGUGGCAGUUGUGAUGGCUGCGUUUGGUUACACAAUAACCAAUGGCUAACAGAGCAUGCGUGAACCAAACACAGCUGGUAUGCAAUAUGAGUCAAUAUCUUAAACCAUAAAUAGCAUAGCCAAGAACUAGUUGAACUCUCCUGCAUGGCAGUGGGCUGCAUGCGAAGAUCUUCCCUUGAGUUGGGACGCCUCUCAAGAUUACUUCUCAAGGCUGAGAGAUUCCUUACCCACAACAGAUUCUCAGUAUUCAAGUCAUACAAGAACAAACAAAAAACCUCGAUGACCAUCAGAAAAAGUGCACGACGGUCUCUCAGAUGGCAAGUACUGUGCAAACAAAUUAUGACAUCAACAUCUAAAGGAAUUUUCCGGCCAUUUUUGAUUAUCUUCAUUGUCCUUGGUUGUUUCAUGGCAUUUAUACUAAUUUAUAUUAAACCAACAAGCAGCUGGAUCUCUAGUCCUGUGGAAUCAGCCAGCUCAGUUUUGAAAAUGAAGAGCUUCUUUUCUUCCAAAACUGAUAAUUUUAAUGAAACUAUUAUUUUGGUUUGGCUUUGGCCAUUUGGCCAGACAUUUGAUCUAACAUCCUGCCAAACAAUGUUCAACAUCCACGGGUGCCAUCUGACUAUUGACCGCUCACUAUAUAACAAGUCCCACGCAGUUCUUAUUCAUCACAGGGACAUUAACUGGGAUCUGACUAAUUUACCUCAGCAAGCCAGGCCACCAUUCCAGAAAUGGAUUUGGAUGAACUUGGAAUCUCCAACUCAUACACCACAGAAGAGUGGCAUUGAACACCUCUUUAACCUAACCCUGACUUACCGACGUGAUUCAGAUAUUCAGGUGCCUUAUGGCUCCAUGAUGGUCGGUACAAGCUCCUUUACGUAUGAAGUGCCAAGUAAAGAAAACUUGGUUUGUUGGGUUGUAAGUAACUGGAACCCUGAGCACGCUCGAGUCAAGUAUUACAAUGAGCUUAGCAAAUACAUUGAAAUCCAUACCUACGGGCAAGCCUUUGGAGACUACGUCAAUGAUAAAAACUUAAUUCCAACUAUCUCCAGUUGCAAAUUCUACCUUUCAUUUGAAAACUCAAUCCACAAAGAUUACAUUACUGAGAAACUUUACAAUGCUCUUCUGGCUGGAUCAGUACCAGUUGUACUGGGCCCUUCCAGAGAAAACUACGAGAAUUACAUUCCAGCAGACUCCUUUAUCCAUGUGGAAGAUUUUCUAUCCCCAAGAGAGCUGGCAGAAUAUCUUCUGAUGCUUGACAAAAAUAACAAGAUGUACCUUAGUUACUUCAACUGGAAGAAGGAUUUCUCAGUGUAUCUUCCUAAAUUCUGGGAAUCGCAUGCAUGUCUUGCUUGUGAUCAUGUGAAAAGACACCAGGAAUACAAAUCAAUUGGAAAUUUAGAAAAAUGGUUUUGGAACUAAUUUGUAUGAGUGUCUAUAUGCACUUUUUUUUGAAGAAGCUAAUGGAUCUGUAGUCUAAGUGAAGAGUAAAGGAAUAAGGAAAAAAGAAGGAAGGAUGAACCUCACAGAACCUUACGACAAGGUUUAUCAGCCAUCCUCUCUUGGCAAUCCUAUUUAUAUUUUGUAAGAGAUUUUAAAAAUUAUGAGCAGCAGUCAUCAAUACGCAGUUUUAAAUUAUAAUGUACAUACUAAUUACAUGCACUGAAGAAUAUAUGAUUGUUUACUAUAAUUUUUAAACAAGAUUUUUCACAUUUUCUGUGGAGUAUGUCUCAGUCUUACACAUAAAGUUGACAUUUAAAAAAAUUCUUUUCUUGUUUUUUUUUCCCUUAGUUUUUUUUUUUUAAACAUUUUAUUCACCGUCUAAUCUAUUUGCAAAAUGAGAACACAACUCCCAAAUGCCAUAGAGAAUUUUAAAAGGAUAAUUUGCUCUACUUGUCUGAAAUAUGUGUAAUAUUUGAUUUAAAACAACAACAACAAAAAAGAACAAGAAAGAGACAGUUCAGUAUCUACAAUUAUUUCAGUGUGAUAAAAUGCAUCCCUUUUUAAGGGUGCACAAUCUAGAAAUACAGUUUUUAAAAACGAAUCCCUGUAGCAGACAGUCUUUGUUUAAAAAAAAUAAAAGAUUUCACAAUAAACAACUCCUAGAGUCACUUUAGCAAUAUGUCAGUUCUUACCUUCUGAAGAACAGAGAAACAACAUAUUGAGAAAAUAAACAAUCUUCAGGACCAAAGCCCUGGUUUAUCCAGCUUUUCAUUGAAUUUAAAUGUAGCGUGUCCUUAAGUUUCCUCGUGUCUCAAGUACAGUUUAUAUGAACCUGGGCUGUAAUUGGUAUUAUGCUAAUGCAGAAGUAAACAGAUUUUAAUUUAGGCAUUUGAUUGAAUCAAGUUCAUGCACUGAAUUCAGCUGGUAGUAGUGAUUGUUUAGAAAUAGCUUGUUGAGAAAUUCUGGAAAUUUAUCUCAUAAUCAUUUUUGUAAUUGUGUUUCUCUCCACUUCUAUGAAGGUCUGUUGAACUUUAUUGAUAGAUGGAUGACUUGCUGAGUGGCAAGUUUCAUUUCUGAAAGAAAUAUCCUGAAAAUCAGUAAAUAAGUUAUGCUGAAGUAUUCAACCGUUCAACUCAUUAAGCUAAUGAGUUCUGGUUUUUGAAACUAUUUUAUGUGACAGGUAUAAGCAAAAGCAAUCUCAAGAACAGUAGAUGCUUUCAAAGGCAAGUUCUUAUGUAUUAAAUUUGCUCUGAUAGCAAAUACAAAAAUGUGAUGAUUGUUAUGAUUGUUUAAAGUAUGUCUGUUUCUAAUGUCUGUUAUUUGAUCUUGUUACUAUUUUUUUUUUUUUUUUUUUCAGCAGCCAAGACUUAAAUACUGAAUUGCUAUGUAUUGUCUUAUGUAUAAGGUUUGUUUAAUGACAUGGACAUACAGAUAUUUCGUUAGGAACUGGAAGCAAAUCAGCUUGUUUGGUUUUAUGCCAAAUAUCGCAGAUCACUCUUACUAAUGAGCUGCAGACAGCUCCAGAAUCAUAUGUCUACUUUUUUAAUACGUUUCAAACCAUACUGAAUAUGUUCAUUAUUUUCUUUAAAUUACAGAAAGGGUUGUAAAAGAAAUUGAAAUAAAUGUUAAAAGUUACAAACUCACUGGCAAACAUCACACAGUAAACUAGUACAUUAUUCCAAUAGUUAGCAAGUGAACAUUGACUUGAAACUUUUAAGACUAUCCAUGAGUAAAAUGAAAUGAGUUGUAAAAAUGUUGACGAAUGAAGGUGCAUUUUCAUUUACUGUGAACAAAUAUAUGCUCUGCUACUAAAGUAAGGCCUGGUAACAGAAACUAUCAAAAAGAAAAAAAAAGUCAAAAGAUGAAAAGAUCAUAAAAGUUAGUAAAAAACUUCAGCUUAUGUGAUAUAGAAGACCUUAUUCAAUCAACAUAAUUGAUCAAAUAUGUAAGAUUAAACCUGAAGACAAAACUCUGAUGGAGAGAUUAGGGGAUAAGCGAUGAUAAAAUUUAGCAAAAAAUAAUGUGAUCUGUGAGAUACUUCUUUUACCUCAGGCUGGAAUACAAACAUGGAAGGUUGUAUGAGAAAUAUAGUUAAGCAUUUAAACUCAGAACCUCAUUUGGAAGUGUUACAGACAAACUUGUGAUCCUCCCUAUGGCUUCAAAAGCUUUUUUCGGAUCCAGAUAUUAAUUUAUUUUGCUGCCUUUAAAAGUUUAUUUACAAGACAUGUGAGCCUUCUAGAUUCACCAGCAUUCCAGAAGGAAAAAAGAUGAUCUUACCUUACAAAUUAAUGCAAUAGAAGGAAACAGUCUUCUAAAAACAAAGUGCUGACAUAUAUGUAAGGUGAAUAGCAUUUAUAUUGUUUUGAAGGCAAGUGUCUAUUACCUACAUGAACAAAACCUUUCUAUUUCUUCAUACCUUUUGUUUUCAGGAGGGUUGUGAAGUUUUCAGCUGCUGAAAAUGCCAUUGCUGUGGUUAGGUAACCUGAUCUCCUUGAUGAUGGAAUUCAGAUUUUUUUUUGCAUUGACCUCACUAGAAUUAUAUUCACUCAUUUGUGAACUUCCACUGUCCCGCACUUCAUUCCUCACACCAGACAGCAGGAGUUCUGCUGGGUAUUACAAGGACUUAUUCAGGUAUGACCAGUUCCUUAGCUUCAAGAUUCAGCAUAUCAGCUCUUACUUUAUUAAAUAGUGAGCACAAUAAUGAAAUGACAAAAAAUAUUACUUGUUACUAUGAAAAUAUAUUGGUAUUGUGGUUAAACCUAGCAGACAGAUAACCACCACACAGCUGUUCACUAAUUCCCCUCAAAGUGAGAUAGGAGAGACAAUCAGAAAAAAUGUGAAACAAAUGGGUUGAGAUGAAGACAGUUUAACAUGACAGAAAAGGAAGAUUUAAUUUAAAGAAUUAAUUUAAAAUAAUAAUUAUAAAAGAAUGUAAUGCAAUUGCUCAUCACUUGCCAAUCAACACUCCAGCAGUCCCUAAGCCACUCUCAGCCAACUCCCCCAGUCUUAUUGUUCAUCACAGUGUCAUAUAGUAUGGAAUACCCCUUUGGACAGUUUGGAUCAGCUGUCUUGAUUCUGUCCCAUCCCAGCUUCUUGUGACACCUGCCUACUCAUUCUCAGGGCACCACAAGGAGUUGAAAAGUCCUUGACUUGUUAUAAGACAUCAUCAACUAAAGAAUCAGGAUUUCAGAAUUUCAGAAUCAUCAGAAUUCAUUCUUCAUUAGUCUGGGUAAUUCUUAUUGUAAUACCAUUAAUAUGGCAUAUGGCAACCAUAAUAGUGAUUACAUAUAAUAGUGAUGCAGUAUUAUGCAGCAAUUAACACUAUACAAUUCAAAUCAUUGACUAUUCUCACACAGCAUCAAAUUCCCUUGAGGUACACACUGGACUUCCUUAUCAUCCUGUGUCACCCACCAAAUGCACCCAGGUCCCCAAGCAAAAGUUGGGUUUGCCUUUGCCUGGGGCAGAAAUAACUCAGGCUGUCUUGCCCAACAUGUUUUUUCACGUGCAUUACAAGGACUUUAUCUCCUUCUGCAUGUGACUGGACAGAGCCAGCUCAGUUGUCAAAUCCACUAGUGACUAAUCUCAUGGCUUGUGCUAAAUGUGUAUCCCAAUGUUUGAAUGGCCCAGUACUCGCUGCUCUCAGUGAAGUCUUUAGAAGUCCAUUGUAGCAUUCAGUUUUACCAGAGGCUGGUGCAUGACUGGGGAUGUGAUAUACUCACUCAGUGCCAUGUUCCUUGGCUCAGGUAUUCACAAAGUUAUUUCAAGAAUGAGUCCCAUUAUCUGAUUUAGUUCUUCCUGGGGUGCUUUGUCACCACAAAACUUGCUUUUAAGGGCUCAGGAUAGUGUUUUGGAUGGAGGCAUGGAGCAUGGGAUAUGUUUCCAGCCAUCUGGUUGAACAAGCACAACUUGGAGAGCAGAAAAGCCAACAUUGUGACCUGCAACAAUGAAAAUGCUAUAAUGCUCGCAACAAUUUUGUUUAAACAUAACCUGUUUAUAUCUAUCAUUUUCUUAACUAUUUGAACCCUCUGCUGGGUGCCAAAAGGACUGCUGUGGUUUAAUCUGUCUGGCAGCUAAGUACCACACAAUGUACUGCCACCAUUUACUUAUUCACCCUGCACUGGGAUGGGGGAGAGAAUAAGAAAAAAAUAUAAAACUCAAGGGUUGAAAUCAAGACAGUUUAUCAGGACAGAAAAGGAAGAGAUAUAUAUAUAUAUAUAUAUAUAUAUAUAUAUAUAUGCACAAUGCAAUUACUACUGACUGAUGCCCAGCUAGUCCCUAAGCAGUGCCCAGCUCCAGCCAAUUUGCCCAUGACAGUGUUCAUAUGGUAUGGAAUAUCCCUUUGGCCAGUUCAGUUCACUUCUCCUGGUUAUGUUUACUCCCAGCUCCUCGUGUCCCCCCGCCCCCUCUCUGUCAGGGCAGCAUGAGAAGUUGAACUGUCCUUGAUUCAGCACAAAAAAUGCUCAGCAACAACUAAAUCCAAAUCACAGCACCAUACUUUUAGAAAGAAAGCUAUCCCUGCUGAAACCAGGUCAGAUGUAUACACUGAAAAUUUUUGAAAUAUAUCCUAAGUAUUAAGACUGUAAGUAAUGUUGACCUCAGUGAGCACUGGAUUCAGUCAGUGUGGAAAUUCCUAUUCUAAGUUCUAAGGUAUGUGAAAGUUUUUUGCUGCAAAUGGAAGCAGAGUACUUCAUAGAAACUCCACUCAAGUUUGUAUAUGUUGCCUUCAGGAUGCACUGGUCAAAUUGUUUCAAAGAUUAAUAAAACAAGAGAGAAAUCUAUUUUAUAUUGAAACAACAAAGAAUUAAUAUUAAAUUCUAAACAACAGACAAGGCUCUAAUGCUUUAGUGACAUUCCUGAAGCAUGUUGACUGUAUAUAAGUGAGCCAGUCAUUUUAUGAAGAUCUUACAGGGAUCUACAGGCUGGAUGGGGCUUUGAAUAACCUGGUUUAGAGGGAAGUGUCCCUGCCUGUAGUAGCAGGGUUGGAACUACAUGAUCUUAAAGGUCCUGUUUCUAUUCAAUGAAAACAAGGUAUUGUUUAUGUCUUGAUACUGCUGGCAAAAGAAGGUAAUCAUACAAUUAAAGAGAAAUAAAAGAUGAGAAAUUGAACCAAUUCUUAUUUUUUCUCAACAAUUUACUUCUGUUAUUGUGUUUAUUUGCCAGCCCACAAUAAUCCAGUUGCACAGUUACUUACUUACUUGUCACAAAUUACCUCAUUAAAAGCAGAGAAUAUUUUAGAAUACUUUCUUUUGGAUGUUUUUAGGUGCUCUGUCAUACAAUGAGCUAUGAACACUACUAUCCUUAUCAGUAUGGAAAAUAAGACACAAAACAGAUAAAAUACAAAUAGCAAAUACACUGCUAUCCCACUGAAUGUGGGAAUGAACAGAUGUCAGAUGAACUGGCAGUAGAUCAUUCUGAAAUAGACUUUUCCUUUAAUUUUACCAACACUCAAUGACCACAGCAGCUCCUGCUCAACAGGAGAUCUCCCUUCCUUAGCAAAGGCUGAUUGCGAGUUUCUUUGAAUGCCUCUUGCUAUCUGAGGCUGUCCACAGAUUGUCCGAGUAAUUAUGAGCAACAUAUUUGUCCUGUAGGAAGCAUAUCAAAUAAAAUGAAAGAUGGACAAAAAGAACAGCAAAACACAGAGUUGCAAAGUUCAUGCAGACUGAGCGCUGCCUGUGAGCAUUGCUGAGCAUGAAAACAACUAGUUACUGGCUCUAGCUCCUCAUGCUUGUUUCUCAACCUGAAUAUAAAAAACAUACCAUGUAAUAUUCUCCCAUUUCUAAUCAGGCAAGCAUCGGUUAAAUAACCAAUAACUGUUGCAGAUCAUUCAAGAAUGUCACUCCUGUUAGUACUGGAUUCUGUCUCAUAUUAUAAAAGAUAACAUUUGGGGUGAAGGGUGAAAUCUGUCAGUGAGGUAGUCAUGUCUCAAGUCCAACAUGAAGAAUCUCAUUAUCUUUUCUUUUUUGAUUUUGAAACGGAUUCUUCUUUUAUGCAACAAUGCUUUUUUGGAUCUAGUUCAGGAAGAGCCUUAAGCACAUGCAUAUGACUUGGAGACUUAAGCACGUGCUUAAAUUUAAGAGCAUCUUAACUGGCUUAAUGCAAUGGAGCUUUUAGCAUUAUAUUAUUAUUGGCUUUGGGAGCUGUGUGAAAAAGCACAGCAUAUAGCAGAGGCCAUCUUCUGUGCUCCUUAUUGAAUCCAUGAGUCUACCCCGUGAUUAGUCUUGCAACUCCAAGCUGAAAAAUCUUUGGACUAAUUUUGGCUUAGUGUUAAUUAAUUCGACUUACCCCCCACUCUUCUGCUUCAGGACACCGCCUGUUCCACCAUUUCCUCAUGCCAUCCACUAAGCACAGCACCCCUCCUUACUGCUGAGAGUGUGCUUGUGUGCGAGAAAUAGAACUGAGAGGAGAUGAGAUAGCAUUUAGACAACAGUCCUAGGAAGAAAGCAUAAAAUCUGAUCAUGUCUGCAUCCAGUUUACUCAGCUGAGAGUGUCCUAGAGGGAUCAGAAUAAGCCAUACACGACUUUCCUCUUGGAAGAAAAUAUUUUGUUUGGUCUGGAUGGAACUCAGUGAUCGAACAGCCAUGUGUGCAAAUUGGUAACAAGAGGUCCACAGUCUGGGAGAGAUAAAGGGUAUCAGUGUAUCUGUGCAGGCUGACAAGGAAGCUUCUGACCUAUUUAAAUCUAACAGUCAGUUUUCAGAUAGUCAAAGUCAGUUAGUCAAAUUUUCAGGUGCUUCCUUAGUAAAAACCAGUGUGCUAAAGAAAAGAGAAUCUAGGUGAUUAUCUGACAGUUGGUGGGCUUUCUAAUUAAUACUGGUUAAUAAUUCCAUUAUGGUUUCAGGGUUUUUUUGUGUGUUUCUUUCCUAACAUAUGCAAUUUUUAAGUGUUAGACUUCAAUCAGUGUAAUUCAUACAGAAUAGAUGUUUCAGCUUUAACUUUCACUCCUUGCUCAGGGAAAUCUCCCACUGAAGUCAGAAACUGGUUUGGAAGAUUCCCACAUGGUAAUACAGGUUUGAGUGUAGAGUGGAAUGGCUGGAGUUAAAACAACCUUCUUAUUCAUGUAUGCUUCCCCUUUAAUAUUGGAAUAAUUCUAGUGCUAUAGACUACCUUCAGAGAAUCAGUGUAACAAUCAUACUGGUUAGAUGUGUCCAUUAAUGUUACAAGAUUGCCAAUAAAUUGAUGUAAUAAACCAUGCAAUAGUAAUUUUAAUUCAUGGCACAAAUAUUAUCAAGUGAUACAGAUAAUAAAACCAUAAAUUCAUGAGAAAUAAUUAGGUCUAGAGACAGCAUCUUGCAGUUUCCAUACUGGAAAAAGUCACUUAAUUAUGCUAUUGGAAAGGUAAUUAAUUGAGGAUCUUUUAUGUCAUCACAUUCUCCAUGCAAUUAACUGAAACCAACAGUUUCUGUGCAGUGGAUAGUUCAGAGAUUUGGUUGCGUUGCAGACAGCCUUUCACCUCCAGGUUAAUAGCCUAAAUUAUGAGUAGGUUGGUGCAGGCAGCUAUUUGGAAACGUCUAGUAGAUGAUACUGUUAUCUCAGUAGGGUUUCUUAUUUCUACUUUCAGUAAAGGAGACAAAGAACUAAAGUGAGAGUCAUUUGACAUCUCUGUGCAUUUCUCAGCACACAGACAGGAUGGCCCAGGAUGCUCUCAGUCCUGCAGCCAGCACCACGACUGCUUACAAUUGCACAGAAGAUUCUGCUGUCCUCAAGAACAUUGGCUUUUUUUGAAGCAUGGUGUUUGUCUGGACAAAUGAAGUAUUUAUACCUGGAAGAACUCUUCAUUAACAUUCCUAAGUAAAUACUUAAUAAGAAAAUUAUCUAAUCAUUGCAAAUUGGCAGCAAAAGCAACUGUUACUUAGUCUUUAUAUGAAUUACUCAAAUGUAAAAUAGGCUGUGAAGAAAUCUUAUCCCCCUGACUAAAUAUCAGUUUGGACUGAUGUACAGGGACAUCCAUGGCUGCAAAAUUUGCAAGAUAUACCACAAAUCAAUGCUUACAUAUACGAAAUUGGGAUAAAUUUGCUAUAUAUAACUCAGCACUUCAGCAGUCACCAGAUUAAAAUGCUCCCAUCAAUUCUUUUCUUUAUAACAUGGUACAAAAGGCCAGUCUUAUAAAUGCUGCUUGGCAAAUAAUUUAUCCCUAAAAUCUAAAUUUUCUUUUGAUUUUUUCUUUUGUAACACAUAUGUUAGACAGGACUUAAAAGUAUGGGAAGUUAACUCUCUUGGUGCAAGUUAAUGUUUUAAAGAUACAAAGAAGGCAUUGAAGACAAUAAAGUGAGAAGAUUUUCCAUCUACACAAAAUCCUAAUGUGCCAAACUGUUUCCAGUGAAUGAAAAAAGCAGUUAAAUAUAACGACUUUUUAUUAGGAUUUGCAAAUCUUCUACUACCGCACUGUAAUUUUGCACUAUUUUGUAAGAAAAUUUAAAAAAAAAAAAAAAAAAAAAAAAAAAAAAGGAAAAGGAACUGAGAAUGAAACAGAGAAAAAAAAAUCUAAAAAUAGAUGCCAAAUGUAUAGUUUGUAAAAUACUAUUUUUCUUAUAUAAGGUGUCAUCACAUAGUGAAUCUAACUGUAUUAUUGUGAACUGUGAAAAAUGUGAUGUACUGUUGUGACACAGCCUACCAAGGGUCAUUCCUAACAUACAAGAUUAUUCACCUGGACUUGUUUAUAUACGAUACAUAUUCACAAAUCUGGUAUCAUUUUUAUACUUAUUUUUUGUAGACUAUUUUUCCACAUUUACAGCACAACUGUUAUUUUAUAUCAAACAUUAAUUUUACUUCAAAAUAUUAUUUAAACAGGUGAGUGGGUGUCUUAAAUGUGCCAGAGAUUCAAAACCGUAAAAAAGGUAAUUCAGAAACUACUAUAUGACAAAUUGUAAUGCUGCUGAAAUCUGAGAUGUUUUAUUGAAAAAGCAAGCACACUGUCAUAAACAAUGAUGUCUGGUCCACCAUAAUGUUGAUAAUGUUACAUUCACUCGGAUAAAUAUCUGAUGGUUAUGAGCUGCAUUUCUAUUCUUUCUUUCUGUACACUGGCAAAAUGAUACAGGUUGCCAUAGUCAAACACUUUGAUAACAUGGCAUGAACUUGAACUCCAAAAUAUAUUGAUGUUAUUUAGGAGAAAACCCCUCAAGCUGCCUGUGCUGAUACAAAUCCACUUUGGGAAUCAGUCAUCUUAAUGUGGGAUUAUUGAUUGUUGUACUCAGGACUGUGUCUCAACAAAUAUAGUAAGUUCUGUAUGUAAAAACAUGGGACCACGUUUGUUCUCUUAGUGCAAGAUCAGGACCAAAGUCCCUUUCUUGUAUACUGGAGCUUACACAUGUAGCAUUCUAUGGGAUCUGAUAUAAAUCCUUUCUUCAUGUUUUCAACUAAUGAUGUUCCUUGUACAGAAAACUUUUAUGUGUUUUAUAUAAUAUAUAUAAAGCAUAAAUUCCUGUGUAAGAAAUAAUAACCAUGGAAAACUGGAUUUUAAUAAAAUUAUGAAAACCAUUCUUACAUUCAGGCACAUUUUAAGAUGCCAUGUUAAAAGGAAAUCUUGUAAAAAGCUGCAUUUUUUUAUUUAUUAGUGAUUAUAUCUUUUGGCUCAUGACAUUUAUAAAAGAGAUUCUAUCAGACUAUUUCUUUGUUCCCUUUGAAUAAUCUCAUCACCCUGAGGUACGUCUGAAAAAUGUAGAAGUUUAACCACUGAUGCUUUUCAGUAUAUUUUUAAUUUGAUGUUGUUGUUAAACUUUCUUCUGAUUACCUAUAACUAUGCUCAGAAUCUUAAACACAAUUUAACAGCAGUCAGGAGAUAUGUAUGAAGCUACAGGUAACUGUAACCAUUUCAAGGACAUUCAUCAUUUAUGUGAAAUUAAUCUCUCUGAAAUCUGACAUGGUAAACAAGCAGCUCACUGACUCUUACCUACUGAGCACUGGAAUUCUCCCCAAAGCAUAAACACUGACUUAUGUAAAUAAUAGUGCUCUAAAUAAGCCUAAUAAAUUACUGUAAUAGUUAUAUUUAAAAUAAAAACUUCUAAGUGUA